This is a messenger RNA of Pleuronectes platessa (European plaice), 3189 nucleotides long. It is a transcript of the gene cwc22, whose product is annotated as CWC22 spliceosome associated protein homolog. The transcript has 20 exons. The coding region runs from base 104 to 2992 and encodes 962 amino acids. Gene Ontology annotation, biological process: mRNA splicing, via spliceosome. Gene Ontology annotation, molecular function: RNA binding; protein binding. Gene Ontology annotation, cellular component: catalytic step 2 spliceosome. Lineage: Eukaryota; Metazoa; Chordata; Actinopteri; Pleuronectiformes; Pleuronectidae. The record is from RefSeq and is a predicted model, not a curated record.
AAAUCCGGAAGCUGCACCUGACCCGGCAGCAUUUCUGGGAUAUCGCCGCCACUAAAAAGACUCUGAUUUGACGUAGGGACAAAAAGUCCGGGAACAAAACGGUAUGGACUCUCCAGGCAAAAGUCAAAGUCCCAAUCCUGCACAGAAGGAACACAGUGGAUCUUCAGAAGAUGAGUCCAGUCCAGCUGCAGUGAAGCCCCAACAGGCCGACUUGGUGGAGAGGAGCCCCACAGACAGGCCCUCCCCGCAGGCCAGUCCUGCAGGCCGCAGCCGCUCUGGGAGCCCGGCCUCCAGCAGCUCAGACGACAGCACCAGCAGUGAUGAAGAUGAUCAACAUAAUGGGGCGCUGAGGAGGCUCAGGAGCAGCGUGGCCCAGAUCAAAAGAUCCAGAUCCAGGUCCAAAGAACAAGAUCGAUCCAGAUCUAGAUCCCACGGAUCCAGGUCCAAAUCCAGAGAACGAGACGGAUCCAGGUCAAGGUCCAGAGAAAGAUCCAGGUCAAGGUCCAGAGACAGAUCAAGAUCAAGGUCCAGAGGAAGAGACAGAUCCGGUUCCAGGGGACGAGACAGAUCCAGGUCCAGAGAGAGGGAGAGAGACCGGGAGCGCUACGACAGAGGACGCUAUGCUAGAGAUCGCUAUGAUGAUCGUCGUGAUGACAGGAACGGGCGUUUUCAACGGUGGCCCAAUCGAGAUGCAGAGUCGGAUCACAGGAGGCGUGGCCGCUCUGCUGAUUCUCCGACAGACAAGGAGCCGGUGGCGGCAGAUGAGCCACCGGUCAAAAAGAAGAAGGAGGAGAUUGACCCAAUCCUGACGAGGACUGGUGGCGCUUACAUUCCCCCCGCCAAGCUGCGUAUGAUGCAGCAGCAAAUCACUGACAAGAGCAGCCUGGCCUAUCAGAGGAUGAGCUGGGAGGCUCUAAAGAAGUCCAUCAACGGAUUGAUCAACAAAGUCAACGUGUCGAACAUCGUCAACAUCAUCCAGGAGCUGCUACAGGAGAACAUCAUCAGGGGGAGGGGUCUCUUGGCUCGCUCAGUGCUGCAGGCUCAGGCAGCGUCUCCCACCUUCACCCAUGUUUACGCCGCCGUCGUUGCCAUUAUCAACUCCAAGUUCCCUCAGAUUGGAGAGCUGAUCCUCAAGCGUCUCAUCAUAGCUUUCAGGAGGAGCUACCGCCGCAACAUCAAGCUUCAGUGCCUGACAGCCUCAAAGUUUGUGGCUCACCUCAUCAACCAGAACGUGGCCCAUGAGGUUUUGUGUCUGGAGAUGCUCACCCUGCUGUUGGAGCGUCCGACAGACGACAGCGUCGAGGUCACCAUCUCCUUCCUGAAAGAAUGUGGACUUAAACUGACCGAGGUCUCCCCCAGAGGAAUCAAUGCCAUAUUUGAGCGUCUCAGGAACGUCCUUCACGAGUCGGCCAUCGACAAGAGGGUCCAGUACAUGAUUGAGGUGAUGUUUGCCAUCAGGAAGGACGGUUUCAAAGAUCAUCCAGUGAUCCCAGAUGGCCUGGACCUGGUGGAGGAGGACGACCAGUUCACCCACAUGCUGCCACUGGACGAUGAGUACAACCUGGAGGACAUCAUCAAUGUGUUUAAGCUGGACCCGGACUUCCUGGAGAACGAGGAGAAAUACAAAACCAUCAAAAGAGACAUCCUGGACGAGGGCAGCAGCGAUUCAGGAGAGGAGGCAGACGGCAGCGACGAAGAUGAAGAUGAGGAAGAAGAGAACGAGGAAGUCGGAGAAGAUGAGAAGGUCACCAUCUUCGAUAAGACUGAGGUCAACCUGGUUGCUUUCAGAAGAACCAUCUACCUCGCUAUACAGUCCAGUUUGGACUUUGAGGAGUGUGCCCACAAACUGAUCAAGAUGGACUUUCCUGAUAGCCAGACGAAAGAGUUGUGUAACAUGAUCCUGGACUGCUGCGCUCAACAGAGGACCUACGAGAAGUUCUUUGGUUUGCUGGCCGGGAGGUUCUGUCUGCUAAAGAAAGAGUACAUGGAAAGUUUUGAAGGUAUUUUUGCGGAGCAGUAUGACACGAUUCAUCGACUGGAGACCAACAAAUUAAGGAACGUGGCCCGACUGUUCGCUCACCUGCUCUACACAGACUCUGUUCCCUGGAGUGUGUUGGAGUGUGUCAGGAUGAGUGAGGAAACCACGACGUCGUCCAGCAGGAUCUUUGUGAAGAUCCUUUUCCAGGAGCUCUGUGCCUACAUGGGCCUCCCCAGACUCAACCAGAGGCUCAAAGACCAGACUCUGCAGCCGUUCUUUGAAGGUCUGUUCCCUCGUGAUAAUCCAAGGAACACUCGCUUCGCCAUAAACUUCUUCACCUCUAUCGGACUGGGAGGACUCACGGACGAGUUGAGGGAACACCUGAAGAACGCUCCAAAGAUAAUCAUGACACAGAGACAGGAAGUGGAAUCCUCGGACUCUGACUCCUCCUCCUCAUCCUCCUCAUCUGACUCCUCCUCAUCAGACUCCUCCAGCGAUUCAGACUCCUCCUCCAGCAGCAGCAGCUCAGACUCAGAUGCCAAACACAGGAAGAAGAAGAAGAAGAGAACUGAACCAAUUGAGCAGAAGAAAAAGAAAGAGAAGGGCAAGAAGAAAAAGAAGGACAAAAGCUCUGACAAGAAGCAAAGCAGACACAAGAUAGCUGAGGAUGACAGUAACGAUGAGAAGCAGGCAAUGAAGCACGGGAAAGGCCGUGCACGUGAGAUGGAGGAACACGAGCAUGCACGUCAGGGCACACACCAGAGCAGACGAGACGAAAGACCAGAGGAAGAGGAGCCGCAGCGAAAAGAAGAGGACAGAAGUCGGAAAAUGGACUUUCAAGGCAGGCAAAGAGAUGGUGAAAGGGAGCGAGCGGGAGACAGAGGGAGGGAUAGGGAGAGAGAGAGGGAAAGAGAGAGGGAGCGAGAGCCCGAGGAGAAGAGGGAGAGGGAGCGAGAGAGGAAUAAAGAGAACAGGGACAAGAACAGAGAGAGAGAGGAGAGGAGGAGGAGAUAGAACUCUUCAUCCCUCCAUCCUGAAGCAGCAGUGAUGGACUGAUAACUGACAGACAAGUGAAUCUUUUCCCUCUGUCAUUCCUCUCUCUCUCUACCUUUCUCUACCCGUCUUUCUGUCAGUCUGUAUUUUCUAUUCUUAAUUUUUGUUGUUGAUGAAAUAAGGAAAAAAACAUUAAAGUUGCUUUAGAUGUUUUUUAA